Molecule: messenger RNA, 1818 nt
Organism: Aspergillus aculeatinus CBS 121060
Lineage: Eukaryota; Fungi; Ascomycota; Eurotiomycetes; Eurotiales; Aspergillaceae
Product: putative amino acid permease
Exons: 9
Coding region: 1-1818 (605 amino acids)
Biological process (GO): transmembrane transport
Cellular component (GO): membrane
Molecular function (GO): transmembrane transporter activity
Source: RefSeq, a predicted model, not a curated record
AUGGCUACUCCGGCGCAUCAGGACCAGUCGCAGCUGGUGGUUGACCCCAACACACUUCCUGUCGAAGCCGAACCCGUCAGAAGUCAGACUGAAUCUCACGAAGAUGCGAAACUUUUGAAGUCAAUGGGCUACAAGCCAGUCCUGCAUAGAACAUACACCCUGGUUGAGAACUUUUCAACGACAUUCGCCGCGUUGUACUUUGUCGGAGGUGUGCGGGUCACAUUCAGCACCGGUAUCGCAGCAGGCGGUAACCUGGCUUACUGGACGAGUUACCUGGUAACCAUGGUCUUCACUUACAUCACUGCUGCGGUCAUUGCGGAAGUAUGUUCGGCCUCUCCGUCUGCAGGAUCCAUCUACCUCUGGGCCGCAGAGGCGGGAGGCCCUCGGUUCGGUAGACUCCUGGGCUUCGUCGUUGCAUGGUGGAGCACCACUGCAUGGACGACGUUUUGCGCCAGCAACACUCAGGCUGCCGUGAACUACAUGCUUUCCGGUGCUGAUCAAACACGGCAGGAGUUGACUGUGUUCAACGUCGACUUUCCGAAAGACACCUCCAGCGUCAAGUUCCGCGCCGUGCAGUGGAUCUGCACUGAGAUCCUCCUGGCAUUGGCCGCGCUCCUGAACUAUCUGCCGCCCCGUGCAUACAAAUGGGUCUUCUACUGCUCGUCACUCAUCGUCCUGCUGGACUUCUUCCUCAACCUGAUCUGGCUGCCCAUCGGCGCCGCCAACACCUGGGGCUUCCGCACGGCGGAGGAGGCCUUCAUGUCCACGUACAACGGCACCGGCGCCCCUGCAGGCUGGAACUGGUGUCUGUCCUAUCUCGCGACGGCCGGGAUCCUGAUCGGAUUCGACGCUUCCGGUCAUGUCGCCGAGGAGACCAAGCACGCCUCCGUGACCGCCGCCCGCGGUAUCUUCUGGAGCACCGUAGUCAGCGGCAUUGGCGGGCUUGCGACGAUCAUCCUCUUCCUGUUCUGCGCGCCCGACCCAGACACGCUCUUCUCCUUCGGCUCCCCGCAGCCCUUCGUGCCUCUCUACGCCGUCGUACUCGGCAAAGGCGGCCACAUCUUCAUGAACAUAAUCUGCAUCGUCGCCCUAUGGCUGGUACGAGUCCCGUCCCCCUCUAGCCCCGAAAACCCCUCCCUCCCCACCAAACCCAACCCGACCCUCCUAACCAAAACAUUCGUCGGGAAACAGAACACCGCGAUCGCCAUCCUCGCCGCCUCGCGGCUCGUCUUCGCCGUCGCGCGCGACGGCGUCCUCCCCUUCUCGCACUGGGUGUCGCGGGUCAAGAACGGCCAGCCGCGCAACGCGGUCAUCGUGGUCUGGGGCGUGGCGGCCCUGAUCUCGUGCACGCUGCUGCCGUCGGACGUGGCGUUCACCUCGCUGGUCUCCGCCGCGGGCGUCCCCAGCGCCGCCGCCUACGGGCUCAUCUGCCUGGGCCGGCUGCUGUGCACGCCCGACCGCUUCCCCAAACCCGAGUGGAGUCUGGGCCGCCUCAGCAAGCCCUUCCAGUUCAUCGGCGUCUUCUGGAACGCCUGGGUCGUCGCCAUUCUCUUCUCCCCCUACGAGUUCCCCGUCACCGGGGCGAAUCUGAACUACGCCCCCAUCAUCAUGGCCGGUGUGACCAUCUUCGCCCUGAUCUCCUACUGGGUCACCCCGGAAAGCGCGUGGUUGCCGAUCGAUCGCAUCUCGCAUUUCAUCGAUAGUAAAGGGGCGGUGCAGAGCUCGGUUGAGGAGGUCGGCGUGAGUAGCGCCAGUCAUGGUGGCGGUGGUGCUCGUGCGGGGGAAGGCGGUGGACCUUCUUCGGAGACGACUGAGUGA